AUGGAGACCAACAAUAACACUAAUGCUAGGAAACUCAAAUCCUAUGUGGUGGAUAGUAUUAAGACAGCCAAGAAAGUCGGGGAAGACGACGUUAGACGAGUCGUGCAUGGCGCAAAAGUCGGGCUAGGCCUAACGAUCGUGUCCAUGUUGUACUAUUUUCGGCCGCUUUAUGAUGGGUUCGGGCAGGCCGGGAUGUGGGCCAUACUAACGGUCGUCAUCGUUUUUGAAUUCACAGGCUGUAAACGAGUCGAGCGGCUCACAAUUCGCUUGCGAGCGCUAUGCUUGAUUCGAGCUCGAGCAGUUCAAUCGAGCAAACGAGUUGAGUCUCGAGCAUUAUUUGAAGAGGCUCGUGGGACUCUAUCAAAAAGCUUGAACAGAGGUUUUGCAACGCUGGUGGCCGGUGCAUUAGGGCUUGGAGCUGAAUAUUUGGCUGAUCUAUGUGGAGAAAAAGGAGAACCUAUUGUUCUAGGGAUUCUAGUCUUUUUAUUAGCUGCAAUAUCGACAUUUACGAGGUUUCUCCCUAACGUGAAGAGGAGGUACGAUUAUGGCGUGGUCGUAUUCAUACUCACCUUCACAAUGGUGGCUGUCUCGGGUUUUCGGGUCGAACAAAUCCUGCAAUUAGCCCACCAAAGGCUCUCGACUAUAGUUAUUGGCGGGUCGACUUGCAUGGUCAUAUCCAUAUUCGUUUACCCAGUUUGGGCGGGUCAGGAUCUGCAUAAUCUGGUGGCUGACAAUAUCGAAAAACUUGCUAUUUUCUUAGAAGGUUUUGGCGGUGAACUUUUACUUUGUCAAGGGAAUGAAAGUAGCAACACUUUUUCCAAGGAAAAUGACAAGUCAUUUCUGCAGAGCUAUAAAAGCGUGAUUAAUUCCAAGGCCAACGAGGAAGCUUUGGCAAAUUUUGCUUGGUGGGAGCCUCCUCAUGGUCAAUUUAAAUUUGGUCAUCCAUGGAAACAAUAUUUGAAGAUUGGGGCUCUUGUUUGGGAGUGUGCAUGCUUAAUUGAGGCACUUAAUACUUGUAUAAACUCAAAAUCUCAGUCGCAGGUAGCUUUAUCGAAGCUCCAAACAAGAAUCCAAAACCCUAUCGCCGCCAUCAGCACAGAGGCCGGCAAGGCCCUACGACACCUCUCCACCGCCAUGAAGAACUCCACGCUUCCUCCACGCGCCGCUGUCGAAGCCCACGCGCGGAACUACCGAGCGGCAUCCCACGACCUCACGACAGCCCUGGAAGACGCGCCCCAGUCGUCGGAUGCGAAAUCCGCCGGCCGUCUCCGCCAGAUCAUGGCGCUGCUGGUAAUAGCGUCCAUUUUAAUUGACGUCACGGUUAUCGUGGAUGAGAUAUCAGUCUUGGUUCACGAAUUUUCCGAGAAAGCCUGUUUUGGGGAUCCGCCGGAAAAUCUAUCGGUGCUCCACCGCGGGAUUGUGAAUCCGGUGGACGAUGAUUACGUGGCGGUGGAGGUUAGGGAUGAAUCCGGCGGCGGGGUGUCGCUGGAAAAGAGUGGUGCAACUUUUUAA
Molecule: messenger RNA, 1512 nt
Organism: Striga asiatica
Lineage: Eukaryota; Viridiplantae; Streptophyta; Magnoliopsida; Lamiales; Orobanchaceae
Source: the annotation of a GenBank genome assembly